This is a messenger RNA of Hyaloscypha bicolor E, 921 nucleotides long. RefSeq lists its product as uncharacterized. The record is from RefSeq and is a predicted model, not a curated record. The transcript has 6 exons. Bases 1 to 921 code for a protein of 306 amino acids. Lineage: Eukaryota; Fungi; Ascomycota; Leotiomycetes; Helotiales; Hyaloscyphaceae.
AUGGAUACCACCACUCUUGGUGCCUCGCCAGCACCCCCUUCUUCACCUUCCUCAACAACCUCCUACUCUUUCCCGGGACUGAAGAAAAUCUGGGAGAAGAAGUUGAGAGACGAAUCUGCCAAGAAAGCUGCUGGAUCAGCAGCAACCUCCGCCUACGAACCAGUUAUUGAUACACAAUUCGAAUAUUCGGGAGAUAGCCGCUUGCCUGAAAAGUUUAGAAGAGAGCCUGGUAUCCCACGGAUGGUAGAGCUCGGUGUCAUUCUACGCUAUCAAAAGAACAAUGGGGAGGGUGGACUGCCUUCGUGGUGGAACCUCUUUCUUGUGGAUUUUUUCCGUCACAACUACUAUCACGCGGUCACGUUCUUGAUCCAAAUCUUCUUUCGACUCUUUGUUUUCAACGUGGUUACUACUUCAAGGCCUCAAGCAUGCCGUUACGUUCUCGAUCCGGACUUUUUUCGACUCUUUUUUUCCUUCAAAAUGGCUGGUAUUUCCAGACGCCCUUGUUUUCUCGAUUUUUCGACUUUCUUUUCAUGUGUACGACUACAACAAUUUAUAAUUGCUUCCGUGUGCUGCUGCUGGUGGUGGAUGGACGGAUGGAUUGUCGCCGGAGCGAAGAGAAAGUGGCGAGACGAACGAGAAGCAGCCAAGGCAAGCCCUCCGACCACCUCCUCAACCUCCCCAGAAUCUCGUCCGGUGGCAACACCAGCCUCCAGACAAAAGCCCGGCCAAGGACUGAACGAGAACGACCCAAUGGAUUGGGAGGACGAAGAAUGGGACAUGAUGGACACUAGGGACGACUACCCCUGGCUGGGAAUGGUCGGGUCCUGCCAAGCUGCGUGGGUUUACGAGAAGAUCAUCUUCCCCAGCAUGAUCGCUGCUGGUAUUCCUCGCGAUCCAUACGCCUAUCCAUUCGUCCGAUGA